Molecule: messenger RNA, 1757 nt
Organism: Tachysurus vachellii
Lineage: Eukaryota; Metazoa; Chordata; Actinopteri; Siluriformes; Bagridae
Gene: ruvbl2
Product: RuvB-like AAA ATPase 2
Exons: 15
Coding region: 81-1472 (463 amino acids)
Biological process (GO): chromatin remodeling; regulation of transcription by RNA polymerase II; box C/D snoRNP assembly
Cellular component (GO): R2TP complex; Ino80 complex; NuA4 histone acetyltransferase complex
Molecular function (GO): DNA helicase activity; ATP hydrolysis activity; ATP binding
Source: RefSeq, a predicted model, not a curated record
GUGCGGGGUUGUUUUUGCUACCCGGACGCAUUUCUGUUUUGUUCCUAUUCAGAAUUAACCGUUGCCGCGCUACAGAAAACAUGGCAGCUCAGAUGGCAACCACGAAAGUGCCUGAAGUGCGUGAUCUCACCAAGAUAGAGAGAAUCGGUGCACAUUCACACAUUCGUGGCCUUGGCUUGGACGAUGGUUUGGAACCACGACAGGUGUCCCAGGGCAUGGUGGGGCAGCUGGCGGCUCGAAGGGCUGCUGGACUGAUAUUGGAGAUGAUUAAAGACGGGCACAUCGCUGGGCGUGCAGUGCUUAUCGCUGGCCAGCCUGGGACGGGCAAGACUGCCAUCGCUAUGGGUAUCGCUCAGUCACUUGGUCAGGACACACCUUUCACUGCUCUGGCAGGAAGUGAGAUCUUCUCUCUGGAGAUGAGCAAGACAGAGGCCCUGAGCCAGGCUUUCCGCAAAGCCAUCGGCGUCCGAAUCAAAGAGGAGACAGAGAUCAUUGAAGGGGAAGUGGUGGAGAUUCAGAUCGACAGGCCUGCAACGGGAACGGGUGCGAAAGUGGGUAAGCUGACUCUGAAGAGUACAGAGAUGGAGACCAUCUAUGACCUGGGCAAUAAAAUGAUUGAAAACCUCACUAAAGAGAAGGUCCAAGCUGGGGAUGUGAUAACUAUCGAUAAAGCCACAGGGAAGAUCUGCAAACUGGGCCGGUCUUUCACCAGAGCCAGAGAUUACGAUGCCAUGGGACCACAGACAAGGUUUGUGCAGUGUCCGGCGGGUGAACUGCAGAAACGUAAAGAGGUCGUUCAUACGGUCUCGCUGCAUGAGAUUGAUGUGAUCAACAGCCGCACACAGGGAUUCCUGGCACUGUUCUCAGGAGACACAGGAGAGAUUAAAUCUGAGGUACGCGAGCAGAUCAACGCCAAAGUGUCUGAGUGGAGAGAGGAGGGGAAGGCUGAGAUCAUUCCUGGGGUCCUCUUUAUAGAUGAAGUCCAUAUGUUAGACAUCGAGUGUUUCUCCUUCCUAAACCGAGCCUUAGAGAGCGAUCUCUCCCCUGUCCUCAUCAUGGCCACUAACCGAGGCAUCACCAGAAUCCGAGGCACCAACUACCAGAGUCCUCACGGCAUUCCUAUCGACAUGCUGGACCGCCUGCUGAUCAUUGCUACGUCUCCAUACACUGAGAAGGAGACCAGACAGAUCCUUAAGAUUCGGUGUGAGGAAGAGGAUGUGGAACUGAGCGAGGAAGCUCACACAGUGCUGACGCGUAUCGGACAGGAGACGUCACUCCGCUACGCCAUACAGCUCAUCAGCACCGCAGGACUGGUGUGCCGCAAACGCAGGGGUACCGAGGUCCAGGUAGAGGACAUUAAACGUGUCUACUCUCUCUUCCUGGAUGAAGCUCGCUCUUCACAGUACAUGAAGGAGUACCAGGACUCCUUCCUCUUCAAUGAAGCACAAUCAAGUCAGAUGGACACAGCUUAAGGAAGGCUGAGAGGAAAGGAUUUUUUUCUGAUACGUUCCUGUGAUGUUUUAUUAACUCUUGAGGCCACAAUGCACUGAUGCCUGUGAAGUGCUUUUCUUCUUUCCGGAAGAGAUUCAUAUGCACAUUAUAGCUGUUUGUUUAUUUCAAAAAACAAAUCCCUACUGUUUGCCUUGUUAGUACUUUCUUUGCUUAGAAUUUACAUUUGAAAUUUGCGUUGAUUUCUAACACCUACGGUAUUACUUUUCCAUAAAAUAAAUAAAUAAAGACAGUCUAAAAACCUCUAA